Molecule: messenger RNA, 676 nt
Organism: Insectozyma verbasci
Lineage: Eukaryota; Fungi; Ascomycota; Pichiomycetes; Serinales; Debaryomycetaceae
Source: the annotation of a GenBank genome assembly
AUGAACUUGGAUUCAAUCAAUGGUCAAGACUUAACUGGAGCUUUUAAAAUUACAAAUUUAUCCGUAUCUGGUUUAUUAGUAUGUAAUCGCUAAAAACACUUGAUUUAUCAGUAUUAACCAUAUCAAAAUUAGGUAUUAGGUGGUCUUUCACAAUUAUUUCAUGGAUUGUAAGUAAUCAACAGAGUGAACUAGUGUUAAAUAAUACUAACUCUCGUCAUAGUCACUCAGUAUGUAUCUUGAAAGUCAUGUAUUGGGGUCAAUUCUAACAAUUUCUAGUUUUUAACAGGUUUAUUUAUUAUAAUAUUUGGUGGUGUCAUAGGUGCACUAGGUAAGUAAAUAGAAUCGACAUAGUCCAGUUAAUUACUAACCUUCUUAGAAUUUAGAGUACCUGCUGAAGCUUACGCUUAUGCUUCAUUUUUAUUUUCAUUCAUAGGUAGAGGAAUUUGUAAGUAUCAGAAAAAUAACACUCGGUUAGAUAGAUUAUUAACAUCCUUUUUUAGUUUAUAUAUUUCUUGGUGUAAGUUUAAGCGGUGGUUCAAUUUUUAGAAUUUUAGCUGCUAUUGUUAUUAUAUUGAUUGGUGUGGUUUAUAUUGCACUUGAAACAAUACCAAGUAUAUCACCACCAGAUAAUAUGAAUCCAGAUGGUGCAAUGAUUGGAUUAGAAGAAGAAGUAUAA